AUGCAGCCCGGCCGUAUGAGCCAGGAGCUGGAGGCUAUCUUCAGGGAGCUUGGUAUCGUCCAGUAUCUCGACACGUUUGUGGAGCAAGGCUUUGAUACUUGGGAAACCAUUCUCGAUAUACAAGAGUCUGAUCUUGAUACUUUAGGGGUCAAGCUAGGCCAUCGCAGAAAACUUCAGCGGCGAAUUGCCAACGCAAGGGGAAUCGAUCCUAGUAUCUCACUCUCAUCCAUAAAAUCCACCUCGGAGGAACCAAAACUUGAUGGAGCUCAUAAAAAGAGAGAGCCUCCUAGCCAAGGCGGAGAUAGCAUUAUAGUUCCGAAGCGCAAAUAUCGGCGACAUCCCAAGCCCGAUGAGCAUGCACCUGAACGACCCAUGUCCGCAUAUGUGCUCUUCUCAAAUAAGUUGAGGGAAAACUUGAAAGGAGACCGCAGUCUUUCGUUCACAGAAAUAGCCAAGCUAGUCGGAGAAAAUUGGCAGAGCCUCCCAUUAGAAGAGAGGGAGAUAUAUGAAGCCCAGGCAAGAGCCAGCAAAGAGCGAUUUUACCGCGAGAUGGCAGUCUACAAAGAGACGCCCGAAUACCGCAAGUAUUUGGAAUAUCUCGAAGAAUUCAACGAGAAGCAAGCCAAACCUAAUCAAGGUAUGUAUCUGCUGUUGGAAAGGAGCAGUGUACUCUUUGAUUUCCCUCUCACCACUCUUGUCCAACCGGAGCUGAUUGAUUCCAAACUAGGCAACGAGGAUGCCAAACGAGCAAGACUGGAGAAGAAUGAACUCUUGCACGGGAGUAGUAGUGCCGGAAGUAGCACCGUGGGCAGCAGCACAGCGAUGGGUGGCUCAACAUCAACUAUCAGUGGCAGCAGCAGUGAGAGAAUGCGUGAAAGUGAAUCUCGAGAGCCCCCGAAUCUUCGGCAUAACAGUGGGAACUCGAUCUUGUCUGCUUCGGACUCGCAGCAUUCUCCGGUAGCCUCGAUGCCAUCUCCAGCGGCGACACACUUUGACGUCGACAUGACCGCGAAAAACAAGUCAAGCCAUUUGCGAAGAGGCUCCUCGUCAUUAAGGGGAAUAGCACACCAAGCCGAUGUACCACAGCCAUACUUACCACCACUUGCGGAUAUGUUGGCCCCCGGACAAAGGAAAACAAGCGGCCCGGUGACUGAGAAUGCCGGGUUUAUGCAUGGCUUUGCAACAGCUAACCCCAGAAUGCCUGUAUCCCACGGAACACACUCGCUGCCACUCGCUCCAGUACCGCCACUCUACCAUGAGGCGUCCUCCAGUGGCAGCAGCGUACCGACAACGUCAAGCCUAGUUAGUCGUAAAUUGAGCGAUGGUCAUCUGUCAAUCCAUGCACUAUUGUCAGACCAUGAUCAAACUCCUCACCACAGAGACGAGAGCCCGUCGUAUACGACUAGCUACGUUGCUAGUCCAGUCGAGCGAGGGAGGUCAGCCUUUGGACAAUUUCAGGGUCCUAAGGGAUACGGUACCGAGUCCUUUCGAACUGACAAGUCUUUGUAG
Molecule: messenger RNA, 1509 nt
Organism: Trichoderma aggressivum f. europaeum
Lineage: Eukaryota; Fungi; Ascomycota; Sordariomycetes; Hypocreales; Hypocreaceae
Product: transcriptional regulator family: HMG
Exons: 5
Coding region: 1-1509 (502 amino acids)
Biological process (GO): regulation of gene expression
Cellular component (GO): nucleus
Molecular function (GO): protein binding
Source: RefSeq, a predicted model, not a curated record